This is a messenger RNA of Dama dama (fallow deer), 2798 nucleotides long. RefSeq names its product inward rectifier potassium channel 13-like. The record is from RefSeq and is a predicted model, not a curated record. The coding region runs from base 1 to 1083 and encodes 360 amino acids. Gene Ontology annotation, biological process: potassium ion import across plasma membrane; regulation of monoatomic ion transmembrane transport. Lineage: Eukaryota; Metazoa; Chordata; Mammalia; Artiodactyla; Cervidae. The transcript is spliced from 2 exons. Gene Ontology annotation, molecular function: inward rectifier potassium channel activity. Gene Ontology annotation, cellular component: plasma membrane.
AUGGAUGGCAGUCACUGCAAAGUUAUUGCUCCUCUCCUGACUCAGAGACGCCGGAGGAUGGUUACCAAGGAUGGGCACAGCACGCUUCAAAUGGAUGGCGCGCAAACAGGUCUUGCGUAUCUUCGAGACGCCUGGGGAACCCUAAUGGACAUGCGCUGGCGCUGGAUGAUGCUGGUCUUCGCCGCCUCUUUUGUCAUCCACUGGCUUGUCUUUGCAGUGCUCUGGUAUGUUCUAGCUGAGAUGAAUGGUGACCUGGGACUAGAUCAUGACGCCCCACCUGAAAACCACACUAUCUGUGUCAAGUACAUCACCAGUUUCGCAGCGGCAUUCUCCUUCUCCCUGGAGACACAGCUCACCAUUGGUUACGGCACCAUGUUCCCCAGCGGCGACUGUCCGAGUGCAAUUGCACUGCUUGCCAUACAAAUGCUCCUGGGCCUCAUGCUAGAGGCUUUUAUCACAGGUGCCUUUGUGGCGAAGAUUGCCCGGCCAAAAAAUCGAGCUUUCUCAAUUCGCUUUACUGACUUAGCAGUAGUAGCUCACAUAGAUGGCAAACCUAAUCUCAUUUUCCAAGUGGCCAACACUCGACCUAGCCCUCUAACCAAUGUUCGGGUCUCAGCUAUACUCUAUCAGGAACAAGAAAACGGCAAACUCUACCAGACCAGUGUGGACUUCCACCUUGACGGCAUCAGUUCUGAGGAGUGUCCAUUCUUUAUCUUUCCACUCACCUACUACCACUCUAUUACACCAUCAAGUCCUCUGGCUACUCUGCUCCAGCAUGAAAAUCCUCCCCACUUUGAACUAGUCGUGUUCCUUUCAGCAACGCAGGAAGGCACUGGAGAAACGUGCCAGAGGAGGACAUCCUACCUGCCCUCCGAGAUCAUGUUACGUCACUGUUUUGCAUCUCUGUUGACCCGAGGCUCCAAGGGGGACUAUCAAAUCAAGAUGGAGAAUUCUGACAAGACUAUUCCUGAAUUUCAAACUCCUCUGGUCUCCAAGAGCCCAAACAGGACUGACCUGGACAUCCACAUCAAUGGACAAAGCAUUGACAGUUUUCAGAUCUCUGAAACAGGGCUGAUAGAGUAAGAAGUAUCUAUUUUAGCACCCUAUUUUCUAAUGUAUUAAAUACACUCAGCCAGUUAUACAGCUAUUUUUGCUUCAUCGUAUCUCAUGUUUUCUUUCUCCAAUGCUGAUUACAUUUUUCUGACUCCAUCAUGAUGAUCAAGCCUCCACCCAUAAAAAAUGGCUGAGCUAACAAUACACGUUGCGGAAAAAUAACAUUAUACAAAAUUUCUCUUGGUGGUUAUCUGCUGAAAUCAAUGCAUCUGAAAGUAACAGAUAUGUAUAACAACAGAAAUGCUGUUGGUGAGUUUGUAUGAAUGUGGUAUGAUACCAGUAAUGAAGAUAAAAUGGACACACUUUACACAGCUGAACUCUAGGUAAAUCAGUCAUAAAUUUCUCAUUUUCAUCUGCAAGUGGGAGCAAAAGUCUAGUUUCAAACCUAUCUCCCUGGGUAGAAUGAUGAUUUCACAAUAGUGAACAUCCUUUUAAAAUUGCUACUUUCUUCAAGACAACAAAGAUCAUUCCUUUGGUUCCUUAUAAAAUCAAACUGUUGGGUAAAUAUUACCCUCUUAAUUUUUAACAGCUAAGAACAAAAAUUCACAAGAAAACACCAAAAAAAUAGAUUUAACUACAACUGUAAAAGCAUUUGGGCAUGACACUCAAAACACACUCACAUAUUCAUAUAUUUGUGGCAGAAAGUGAUCAGAGCAAGUAAAACAAGAACUAGCCUGAUGGAAACUGCAGGGUAGUAUUGGGCAAAGAGAUGCAAAAUUUUAUCUACUUUAAAGCUAUUAUGCACAUUAAUCAAACAGUGAUUUAAAAAUUACAACUAUUCACCUGAAUGACUUCCGACCAAAGUAAAAACCUUCCCUUUCUACUUAGGAUCCAUUCAAUGGUAUAAAAACCUCAUAGAUGCAAAUAUAUUUAUGCUUUUGUAGAUAUAAAGGUUUAGAUAUAAUUUAACUCCAGGGGAAAAACUAUCAUUAGAAAAAGCAAAAAAUAAUUAGGCAAUGAAGCAUUUUCAAAACCAAGUUCCUGUUUCAAACUUCAAACAGGUUUUUCUAUAAACACAAAAUGAGUGUUUAUUCACUAGUAGGAGGUUGGACUAGAUAAAAUUAUUAUUUCUUUCCAAAUCUAAUACUCCAUGAAAAUUAUGCUUUCUCUGCUGUUUUCAUUUUACAUAUACUAAGAUGAACCCUUUCCCUUACCUGUGGUUUAACUUAGACUAUCCUUUGUAUAUGUGUCAUUUCCAUUAAAAAAAAAAAAAAAAAAGAACCAUCCUAUCAGAUUUCAAACAGAUUUGUUGCUGCUCUUCUGAAAUCUCCCUUAUCCAGUCCUAUGCAGGCAAAGGGAAAGAUGAGCCCUCCCCACUGGUGAUGACCCACACAGGAAUCAUUUCUUCAAGUAAAUACUAGCCAGUAAAGGCAAGCAGUUGUGAAAAGCAGGGCACAGCAGCAAGUCACAUUUUCCUAUUCUUUGACCAAAAGGAAAGAAAAUAAAGAACCCUGGAGUGGUCUAAGACUGAUAAUAGCAAAGUAUAUCAAGGACACGGAAACUUAAUUAUUGAGAACUUUUGUGGUUUAAAAAUCUUAGGCAUUCUUAAGUAUUAAUUAGACAGAUUUUUUUUUUUUUUCCUAACCCAAGAUUGCUGUUACACAGAUAAGACAGCAGGAAUUCUUAUUUCUAUAAUAAAGUUAACAAAAUUCACCUAACCUGUGAAAAUAAAGUAGUACUGAAGA